AUGGACGACCGCACUGCAAUCGAGGACCGACUAAAGGCACUGACACAUCAACAUGUGAAGACUGCAGGCAUGUCGGUCAUGGGCGCAGGUAGCCAAGGACCUGCAUAUCACUUUCAUGCUGGAUCAGCAGACAUUCUGCACAGCCAGCGAAUAGACGAAGCACAUCUCUUCGGCAUUGGGAGCAUCACCAAGAUAUUUGUAGCCGUUGUCGUCCUGCAGUUGGUCGAAGGAGGCAAGCUCAAGCUCACAGAUACUGUUGGGCUCCUUCUGUCGGCUGCCUUCUACCGCGACAGUGAUGAUGCUGAAAGUGCGGCCGUACAACAGCUACUGAGUCAUACGGCUGGAAUCGACAGUUGGGAGGACGAUCCAGCAUGGAUAGUGGAUGGACGGGGGUGA
Recurvomyces mirabilis is the source of this 396-nucleotide messenger RNA. RefSeq lists its product as uncharacterized. Lineage: Eukaryota; Fungi; Ascomycota; Dothideomycetes; Mycosphaerellales; Teratosphaeriaceae. Bases 1 to 396 code for a protein of 131 amino acids. The record is from RefSeq and is a predicted model, not a curated record. The transcript has a single exon.